CUUGACGUUUUAGGAGUUGAGGUUAACCCUACCAAGGGAAAACAAUUUUCAAAUAUAUUUUUUCCGAAAAUAUGGAACAUGCACAGGAUACUCAACAUGAAGAUCAGGAUUUGUUCACACAUUUUCCAGCUGUUGUCCAAAAAGCAAUCGAAGAGGUACUGCCAAGCAAAGAUCCAUUAGAUGAGCCCGAUUUCAAUAGCAUUGAUUACAUUAACUCAUUAUUCCCCACUGAGCAAUCCCUCUCUAAUAUAGAUGAAGUAGUGUUAAAAAUGGAAAACAAAAUCAAUGCAAUAGACAAUGAAAUAAGCAGUGUAGUUCGGGGCCAAAUUGAGGCCAGUGAAGAUGGAAAACAAGCUCUAGAAGAGGCGCAAAAGGUCAUUAAGCAGCUAUUCACACACAUUACUGAUAUAAAGGAGAGAGCAGAAAAGUCAGAGGAGAUGGUGCGAGAAAUAACAAGGGAUAUCAAGCAGCUAGACUGUGCUAAAAAGAAUCUAACGCUAGCUAUAACAACACUGAACCAUCUGCAUAUGCUAGUAGGAGGUGUGGAUACACUGAAAUCACUCACUCAGAAAAGAUUCUAUGGGGAAAUAGCUUUGCCUCUGCAAGCAAUCAGUGAGGUAAUGACACAUUUUGAAAAUUAUACAGAUAUACCUCAAGUAAAGAAUCUCAGUGAUCAAGUGAAACAAAUACAUGUUGAAUUAGCAGAGCAGAUUACACAUGACUUUAAGGAAGCGUUCUCAGGUUCAAACAAGACUACAAUUCCGAAUAAACAGCUGGCCCAGGCGUGUUUAGUGGUAUCAAUCCUAGAUCCAAAAGUGAAACGGGACCUCCUGAAAUGGUUCAUAGACCUUCAACUGCAGGAAUACCACCACUUAUUCAAUGAAACUGAAGAUACAGCUUGGCUCGAUAAGAUCGACAAGCGCUAUGCUUGGCUUAAAAGACAUCUCUUGGAAUUUGAGGACCGCUUAGGGAAUAUGUUUCCCCAAAAUUGGGAGGUGUCUGAACAGAUCGCAGUCCAGUUUUGCCAUAUUACCAGGGAAGAACUCUCAAAAAUAAUGGCAAAAAGGAAGAACGAGAUUGAUGUGAAAUUGUUGCUCUACGCUAUUCAGAAGACAUCUGCUUUUGAAAAUCUGCUCUCCAGAAGAUUUACAGGAGUUACUCUCAGUGAAGAUUGUGCCAAAUCAGAAGGAUCCAGACACGUAAAGCAGGCGGAUUUGACAGCUGACACUUUGGAUGAGAGGGAUAUGGAUUUGAAUUCAUCACCUUUUCAUGGGCUAAUUGGUGAGUAGACCAAAAUUCUGUGAGUGGAUAUCAGUGGCUGAUAUAAUGAUACAAGGUAAAUGUUUCAUCCCACAUCUUCAAAUCUACAUCGACAGUGUGGACAGAAAUCUGUCUGACCUGAUAGAUCGUUUUGUCAUGGACCAAAAACAGAGCAUUCCCACUGAAGCUACCGAAACCCAGGCCGCCAUCUUGCCCAGUUGUCCAGAUUUGUUUGUAUUUUAUAAAAAGAGCAUGAUUCAAUGCAACCAACUGGAUAGAGGGCAAACCAUGCUCAGUCUGGCAAAGGUUUUCCAAAAAUAUUUGCACGAGUAUUCCGAAAAGUUGCUUAUGAGCAAUCUACCUAAAAUAGAAACGCAGACGUUAGGUGCUUCUAUGCAGAAUUUCACCAAAGAUUUACAGAAAAUAUCUACGUCGGGAUUAAUACAUAAUUUUUCGUCACUUCUGAAGGAAGGUGAAGUCACAAGGUUCACAAAAGAUGAGCAAACAAAAAUUUGUUACGUUUUAACUACCGCAGAGUAUUGUUUAGAAACCACGCAACAGUUACAAGAUAAGCUAAAGGAGAAAAUUGAUCCUUCCUUGGCAGACCAGAUAGAUUUUUCUAAGGGGCAAGAUGACUUCCACAAAGUAAUCUCGAAUUGUAUACAGAUUUUGGUGCAAGAUUUGGAAAAUGCUUGUGAACCUGCCCUAACAGCUAUGAGUAAGAUUCAAUGGCAGAACUUCGAUACAGUUGGAGACCAAAGUCCGUACAUCACAGCGAUAACAACACAUCUAAAAACGACAGUUCCUAUAAUCAGAGAUAAUUUAUCGCAUUCCAGAAAAUAUUUCACCAAGUUUUGUAUCAAGUUUGUGGAUAGUUUCAUUCCAAAGUUUAUUCAAAGUAUUUAUAAGUGCAAACCGAUUAAAUCAGAAGGUGCAGAACAGCUUUUGCUUGACACUCAUAUGUUGAAGACGGUCCUGUUGAAUCUGCCAUCGAUUGCUUCUCAGAUUAACCAUCCUGCGCCAGCAGCAUAUACAAAGGUGGUUACAAAAGGACUGACAAAAGCAGAAAUGAUUUUGAAAGUGGUGAUGACACCUGCUGAUCCUCCGAAGAAUUUUGUAGAGCAAUAUAAAAUGCUGCUUCCCGACUGUCACUUAACAGAGUUUUAUAAAGUUCUGGAGAUGAAAUGCGUCAAGAGACAAGAACAGGCUGUGCUGGUAGAAUUGUUUAAAAGCUACAAAUAAUUAUACGUACUCAAAUAUGUAAAUUUUAGUUUAAAGUAUUUUUUAUUUAUUUUGUUCAUAUAUUGUUUACGUAAUUUAUGAUGAGUAUUGAAUUAAUAAAUUUCUAUUGACA
Molecule: messenger RNA, 2614 nt
Organism: Acanthoscelides obtectus
Lineage: Eukaryota; Metazoa; Arthropoda; Insecta; Coleoptera; Chrysomelidae
Source: the annotation of a GenBank genome assembly